UUAUUAUCAAUAGGUUAAUUCCUUGUCCAGUCAGUCUGUGGUGGUGGAGGGUCCAUUAUUGGAAGGUCAUUUGAAUCUUAUUGUUGAGCUGCUGACGUUUUCCUCAAUUGAAGAGAGACACAGUUUAGGGAGUAAACCAGGAGGAAUGAACCUCAUACCUAACCUCAUCAAUCAUUUCUUGUUCCCUGCAUCAAGAUUAGUGAAGAAACUAAAGACUACACCUGAUCUACAGUACAAUGAUGAGUUAGCCAGUGGUAUAUGCUCCAGUCCUGACAGUAUUCAAGCUUGUUAUAAACUAUUGAAUGCACUGUGUGUUGGAGUGAAGGAGAACAUUGAAAUACUCAGUGAACUAAUCUCUGAUAUAUUCUACAAUGAUGAGCCUCCGUUGGUGGAGUGGGAGUAUUAUCCUCACGUUGGUCCUCGGCCCACUAGAGGGUAUGUGGGACUGAAGAAUGCUGGAGCAACCUGCUAUAUGAACGCUGUACUACAACAAUUGUACAUGAUCUCUCCAGUCAGAAAUGGUGUCCUCUCACUAUCAGAGCCAGCAGUGCAGUUGAUUAAUGAAACUGACAAAACAGAACAAGACAAUAAAGGAAAAUCAGUAGAUGGUCCAUUGGUCCCUGCUAGCACUGAUAGAAAAGAGACACACAUUAAGGUACUGAUGCAACUACAGACCAUAUUUGGACAUCUACUGGAAGGGAAGGUUCAAUUCUAUGUACCCAAAGGAUUCUGGAAGGACUUCAGGUUGGAGGGUCAGCAGGUCAACCUCAGAGAGCAGCAUGAUGCCUUUGAGUUCUUCAAUACACUAGUGGACAGUGUAGACGAGGGACUCAAGGCUUAUAAUGCCACACCAAUCAUCAGUCAAGUACUGGGAGGAUCCUUCGCUGAUCAGAAGAUAUGUAAAGGAUGCCCUCACAGGUUUUCUCGUGAAGAGCCCUUCACUGCUAUUAAUGUUGACAUCAGGUUACAUCAUAACCUGUUUGAGUCUCUUGAUUCAUAUGUGAAAGGAGACCUACUGGAAGGAGCUAAUGCUUACAGGUGUGAGAUAUGUAACAAAGAGGUUGAUACUGUUAAGAGGAUGUGUAUCAAUAAGUUACCUCAAGUACUGGUCAUUCAACUGAAGAGAUUUGACUAUGACUGGGAGAGAGAGAUGGCUAUUAAGUUCAAUGAUUAUUUUGAGUUUCCAAAAGAGUUUGACCUAUCACCGUACACUGCAGCAGGACUGGCUGAAAUAGAAGGUGAGAGGAUACCAUUCACUACCACCAACACUGACACUAAGAAAGAAGGAGGAGGAGGAGGAGGAGGAGGAGUGAAGGGUGAAGGAGCUGAUAAUGAUGACCCUUCAAUGAGUACUAAGUACAGACUAAGGGGGAUACUGGUACACAGUGGGCAGGCUAGUGGAGGACACUAUUACUCUUUUAUUAACGUCAAGCCUCCUGGUUCCGAUCAAGCUAAGUGGUUCAAGUUUGAUGAUGGAGAUGUAUCUGAAGCUAAAAUGGAGGACGAGGAAGAGUUUAGAAAUCAAACAUUUGGAGGUGAUUACACUGGAGAGGUGUAUGACCAUGUACUCAAGAAGAGUCAUCAAAGGCGUCAGAAGAGAUGGUGGAGUGCCUACCUUCUGUUCUAUGAUAGAAUAAGGAAAGAUGGAACUGAUCUAACUAGUGGAGAUGAUUCAUCUUGUUCUGUUCCCAGUCCAAUCAUGAAAUUAGUUCAAAAACAGAAUUUAGACUAUCUACACAUCAAGUCUCAUUUCUCCAUACCUUACUACCAGUUCAUGAAACAAUUAUUAAUCAUUAAUUACAAUUUUGCAAAGACACAAAUUGAUGCCAACAAUCCUAACGAACCAAUGGUAAGAAUUAAUGUAUCUACACAAUCAAUACAUGGAUCAAAAAAUAGACAGCAUUUGCUAAGACUGGGUGUCCCUGCUCAGUUCAUUGCUCUAUCAUUAGAUGAGGGACCUGGCCCAGCCCUCAGGUCUCCUUAUGCUGAUAUCUCUCGUCUUUAUUCUGUUGUCAGUGUCUUAGUGAGGUCUUGUGAUGUGUCUAUUAUACAGAGGAGCUCCAAAGAAGGUACUGAGGUAUUACCUAAUCCUUAUGCUGAUCCUGAGUUGUGUGAGAAACUAUCAAAUGAUCUUCUACACUGGCUCUAUGAGAGAACUAGUAUCCAGCAGAGUACUACUUAUGUUAAGAAACUGAUUGAGGACAAUAGUCCGAUUGAGGAGACACUCCGCUUCUUAGGGUUUUGCUCGUGGGAAAAUUGGGAAUUUUCGGCUGUCGUGAUAGCAGACCUGCUAAUGGAGAUUGCUACAGUGCAACCUUUUGAUAUGAGACCUUAUCUUGAUCUACUGUACCACCUACUAACAAUGGCAGACUCAUGGCAGCACACCAGAAUAAGAGCAAUGUUCUUAGGUCUACAGGAUAGAGUGGAUGGGAUGAUGACGAUGAUACAACACGGACAGACUCAUGUGGUACAGCAGAAAAGAGCUUAUCUCUGUAUCAAGUUUAUUAUUAACUUAUGCUCAAGGUGUCAGUUGACAAUGGUGGUGUUAGAUGAGGAUGUUCAUUUGAAGAGGUUGUGGCAGUUCUCAAUCCAAUGGCUACAGAAUGAGCUUGACAGAAGACAAUACACCACAUCAACUUACCCAUACACUGGAUGGUCACCUCCUGCACAGUCCAAUGAAGUAUCUAACAGUUAUUUCCUUGAGAGGUCCAACAGUGCUAAGAUGACAUUAAGUAGAGCAAGAGAACUGUUUCCUAUUGAAGUUGAGCAGUUUGAGUCCAAUAUAGAAUCAACAGAGACCAGUUUUGAUCAGUCGUCAAGUUUAUUAGAAAAAGAUAAUAAUUCUUCUCUCCCCAUUGAGGGGGAGGUAGGGGGUCCUGAGACUACUGAAAUUAUUGAUUUUGAGGGGGAGAGAGGGGGGCAGGGGGAGGAGGGACAAACUGAUUUAACAGAAAAUAAAAUGGUCCACACUGACUUAGACUAAUAAUAUUAUUAAACUUAUUUAAAAGUAACUUUUAGUGAGGGA
Molecule: messenger RNA, 3025 nt
Organism: Amphimedon queenslandica
Lineage: Eukaryota; Metazoa; Porifera; Demospongiae; Haplosclerida; Niphatidae
Product: probable ubiquitin carboxyl-terminal hydrolase FAF-X
Exons: 24
Coding region: 146-2983 (945 amino acids)
Biological process (GO): cell migration; protein deubiquitination
Cellular component (GO): nucleus; cytosol
Molecular function (GO): cysteine-type deubiquitinase activity
Source: RefSeq, a predicted model, not a curated record